AGUUCCGUAAGGCCGGAGCGGCAACUAUAGAGAGUGACCGACCUCCUCUCAGCCUCUGCUUUCGGGCAACAAUGGCGGCAGCGUCCUUUAGCCGAAGCGUUAACCCUAUACCACACUACAUCGUCUCCGAGAGAGCUGAGUUAAGGCAGUCCGGGUUACCCAGCUCGACUAGGCCGUUGCCUUUUUCGAGGAUGAAGAUACCCAUCCGAUCGGAACUCAGUGACGGGAGAGACGGUGGUAUCUACAGCGUGAGAAGCUACGAAGUGAUGCAGGCUCGAGAUAGCUAUUCCUCCUCGCCUUCCUUAAUGGUUUCGUCGCAGGCGGUGCCGUCUAUUGAGUUACGUCCCAAACGGUCGAAGAAGAACGUUUGUCUCUUUUUCUGCGAAGAGAUGAGGAACCUAGCGGAGCUUAUCGCCAUGGAGAGCGAUGCAAUCGAGCUAAGGAGCAUCGAUUGGAGAAAUUUUGAAGAUGGAUUUCCCAACUUAUUCAUCUCUAACGCUCAUGGAAUUCGUGGACAACAUGUUUCCUUUUUGGCCUCAUUUAGUUCUCCUGGGGUAAUUUUUGAGCAGUUGUCUAUCAUCUAUGCCCUACCAAGGUUGUUUGUCUCCUCAUUUACAGUAGUCCUUCCUUUCUUUCCUACGGGUUCUUUUGAGCGUAUGGAAGAUGAAGGAGAUGUAGCAACAGCUUUCACUCUUGCUAGAAUCUUGUCAAACAUACCAAUUUCUAGGGGUGGACCGAGUAGUUUAGUGAUUUUUGAUAUCCAUGCUUUGCAGGAAAGGUUCUACUUUGGGGAUAAUGUACUGCCAUGCUUUGAGAGCGGGAUGCCUUUGCUUAAGAACAGACUUCAGCAGCUUCCAGAUUCUGACAAUAUAUCUAUUGCUUUUCCUGACGAUGGCUCAUGGAAGCGAUUUCAUAAACAACUUCAGCAUUUCCCAGUGAUUGUCUGUACCAAAGUUAGGGAAGGUGACCAACGAUUUGUACGGUUGAAAGAGGGAGACCCUAGAGGUCGCCAUGUUGUUAUAGUUGAUGACUUUGUACAAUCAGGAAGUACACUAGUUGAAUGUCAGAAAGUACUAGCAGCUCAUGGAGCGGCAAAAAUCAGUGCCUAUGUAACACAUGGAAUCUUCCCAAAGAAAACAUGGCAGCGAUUUAAGUAUGAUGAUGGAGUCAAUGCACAUUCUGAAGCUCCCACCUUCUUCAGAAAUAAUACUGGAGCUCAUCAAGGUGAGGUGUUAGGUUUGAUGAACCCCUUAUCUAGCAACUCCUACAGCUGGCUCUUGAACUCCUGCAACUCUUUAACUGACAUUUUAUACGGUUCCUUGGAUAUUGACUCAGAACCCGGUAAGAGCUCAAUAGUGAAAUCAAUCUCUCAAACUGGUGGUAACCCUGGUAAAUCAUCAAGAAAGACUUUUAUAUAUUCUCUUACCACCGGAGUAUCACCCAAAAACUGUACUUCCUUGGAAGUAUCCAUUACUUGA
Molecule: messenger RNA, 1478 nt
Organism: Phalaenopsis equestris
Lineage: Eukaryota; Viridiplantae; Streptophyta; Magnoliopsida; Asparagales; Orchidaceae
Product: ribose-phosphate pyrophosphokinase 4-like
Exons: 7
Coding region: 72-1478 (468 amino acids)
Biological process (GO): 5-phosphoribose 1-diphosphate biosynthetic process; purine nucleotide biosynthetic process
Cellular component (GO): cytoplasm; ribose phosphate diphosphokinase complex
Molecular function (GO): magnesium ion binding; ribose phosphate diphosphokinase activity
Source: RefSeq, a predicted model, not a curated record